AUGAGUAUCACCACUACUAACAAUCAAAUAUCUGAAUUCAAACAAUCACUUCGAAAGGAAAACAAAUCACCUCCUCUUCCACCGUUGAAGAUUGUCAAGAAAAAUAAGAAGGACUUUGGAGAAAUAUCGGCAUCUAUGCUUAGAAAAGGUGAAAGCCUGCCUGAUCUACUAAAAAAUAAUCCCUAUGUUUCCCCAAAUAUGAUUAAAAAAAGUUUACUAAAAAUUAAAGAUGAGUAACAAAGCAUCUCCAUAAGUAAUAUAUUUAAGAAGAAUUAAAAUAAUUUGGCUAAAAAAUCUAUUAAAAUUGAAAGAGAGCUCCUCAAAAUCAGUGAUGAGUCCUAGCAUCCCAUAUCGUAAACUGAUAGUAACAUCAUUUUUACAUUUGCUACAUCAAGCUCAGUAAACAAUAAACAGUAGCAAUAAUUUAUUCAAAUUUAAGACAGAAAAUCAAGAAACAUUCACAACAGGAGUCUUAAGACCUUGUAGCCACUUGAUUAAUCCUCCACACUUAAAUAAAAGUUAUCUUCAUCCUAAAGUACUGAUCAACUAGGUGAGGGAGAGGUAUAGAUUCCGACAACAGCACAGCAUGGUAAGUUUAAUUAAUUCCAAACUUUACCCCCAAGAUAAUAAACAAACUUAAUAACAAAAUCUUCGAAAAAUAUCAAACUUGAUAAAAUACCUGGCCAAACUUUAAGUCAUGCCAACUCUUCCUCAAAUAUUAGGAAAACAUUAAAUAAUUCUGCGAGUAGUUCAAAUAUGUCUUUAUAGUAAGCGGAGAAUGGGAAUCUACUUCAGUAUCAAAGUUAGAUUUAAUCAGAAAAAUUGAAGGCCAGAACUUAGUAACUUCCAACUAACGUCGACUCAGUAGAUUCAAAGAGCAUAACGAAUCUUGCAAAUGAUUAACCACUUGAAUAUGAUAGUUUGGUUGAUCUGGCCUAAAACGUAAAGAUUGAGGAAAAUAGUACUAGUAUCAAAGUCUAAAAUAAACCUCCAAAGCCCUAAAUAAAAUAGGCCUUAGCUUUUUUAAUAAAACAGGAGCACAAACAUUAAAAGACGUCAUUGUAGCCUUCAGUGUUUGGAGUUACAACAAUUAAAAACCAUAUAGAGAGAUAUGUUAAAUAGAAUUUCAACUACUCUCAUUUUCUCUAUGAUCUUAAAAGCUUGAACUAAUCUCUAGAUUUCGCCUCUACCAAUCGUGAGACUGAUUAAAUAGUAUCUUAAGGAAUGAAGGACAAAAUACUAUCUUAAAGCUAUAUAAGUAAUGAUAUGAUGAACUCCAUCAAAAGCUUCGAUAACCGGAUAACUGCCUAACUUAAAAACGAACUGUUUGCCCAUUUGCAAUCACCAAAAAUCAUGAAGGAUCUGAAUCUCUAGUAAAUACCAAAUCAAGUUGAUGUCUCUAUGCAAUAUGAGGAGUAGUAUGAGAUUUCAGAAAGAGACAAGAAUCAGAUAUAAGAUUGCUAUGAGGAAGAAAGUCAAAAUAAAUAGCAAAUAUAAAACAAAAAUCUCAUGAAUGUGACUGAUUAUGUUGAUUUGAAAUUGCAUGAUGAUGACUUCAAUAAUAACUUAAAGUCAUAAAGAAUUAGAGAACAAGAAAUUGAAAAAAUCUUUGAAAUACAGAUUAUGAAUGAUAAUGAUAGAUUCUAAUAAUAAAAGACCAAUCAAGAGACAUAAAGUUCAUUUAUUGCACCAGUUUAAGUUCUAGAGAUAGCAUGUCAAAAUUCAUUUAUUGAAGAAUAAAAAUAGUUUUAAAGUGUCAAUUUAUAAACAUCCUUCACUUCUAAUUAAAAACUUACGACACCAAGAAAUGAAAGCAAUAUCAUUCAAUUUAAAAUUGUUAGUUAAAAAACACCAAAGAAUCUGAAUGAUUAAGGCACAUUCAUGGGACAUAGCUUUAAAAGAAGUAUGAUUGAUAUUAUUGAUGAAGUUCAAAUUCCUGAAUCUAAAUAAUCUUUGAAUCCUCUAGAUUUUUAAAAUGCUGUAUUUGAAUUAGAUAUCUAAAAUAAAAGCAAAACAGUCCAUCGUAAGUUUGAAAGGAAAAGGAUUUUCAAGAAUCAGUUUGACUUCUUGUUUUUCUGUAUUGAUAUUUACAGAGAUAUGCUCUCCACUAACUAGAAUAAUGUGCUAUACCGAGCAGUGAGAUAGAAAAUCUUAAAAAUAGGAUUAAAUGCCUAUUAGAAAUAUGUUGAGGAGAAAGACAAAGAGUUUAUUAUCAAGAGUUACAAAAGAAAUCAGUAUAAAGAAAAGAUGAUGCAAUAGUUUAACUAAAAUGCAAAGCCAAAGAAAGAUAUAGUCAACUAAAAAACAGAGAAAAAUCAAGUUAAAGAGAAUAGAUAAUAGUAAGGAACUAAGCUGCCUCCUAAGCCUACUUCACCUGUAAUGGCAAAGAAGAGUGAGAAAUAGCUAACUCCCAUAUUUGAAGGCUUUUAAGACCAUGAUAAGUUUCCACCCUCUCGCCCAUCAGUGACUAUUUAAAUACUAAAUUCAGAAAAGAAAGGGUCUGAUACAAUGCCACUGUACAUUGGGAAUGAUAACACACCAAAAGUAAAAAUCCAAGCAGAUGAUGAGAUAUCAUCUAUUAGAAACAAAAAUCAAAAUAAUCCGAGAAUUUCUAAUUCUUCUGCUGGUUCAAAUUUCAUUGAUAAUUUGAUGUUUCAACUUAAAAAGUAGUAUAAAGAUCCUGACUCUGGAAAUUAGAUCAAGAAGGAUUCGUCUAACUCUGAUUUGAGCUAGGCAUUCCAUUAAAAGGAAAGCAUCAUAAGCCCUUAAACUAGAGGUUACGAUAAUAUAGUUGGAAUCAAGUCUUCUUAAAUUCAGCAGGACAACAGUACUAUUGAAAUAAAGUAUGAGAUAGGUGAGGUAAUUGCAACUGCCUCUGGUUCAAAAAAGAAAUCCUUUAAUAUAAUUGAAGAUAAAUACGAAGAUAGUAUGGAGGGAAGUGAACAAUCUAGUCGUAAUAUAGCUAGUAGAAAUUAGUAAAAAAUAACUCCUAGCUCAGCUAUCAAAACUAAUUCCCACAUGUCAAUUUACUAUGAUGAAUUAAACAGUGAUGAGGAAGAAAAAGAAAGGAUAGAUGAAGUUUAUGAAUAAGAUGAAUCAUCUGAAUCAAAAGAAAAAUCUCCUUAAACUUUUAGAGAUAGAUAAAUUUAAGAUAUUAAAUAGCCAGAUUUUUCUAUUGUAGCAAAGGCAUUAACAAGGAAUAAAACUAAGGAUCUGGAAAUUCAGGUUUAAAAACAGCAUACUACUUAGUCUAUGAAAAGAGUAACAUAAAUUAAUACUUCUGGGCUGAUGAUAAAGCCGUUUUAGUCGUCAAUAUCACCAAUAACUCAGAAAAUGCCAUAUCAUGGUAGUUCUGAUAAGAUAGAUCAAGCAGUAGAUGAGACUAGAGAACUUUCAAAAACUAAUAUCGUUACUUAGCCCAGACGAAUGACUCUUAAACCAGAAGAUGCUAUAUCUCCUAAUAGACUUAACUUGACUUUACUAAAAAACAAAUCACCGAUGGCACUAACAAAGGGGCUGACUAUAUAUUCACAUCAAAAGAGUAUAAUUAGUGGUAAAAGCUAGAGUCCAAGUGGAGCAAGUCAAAAUGGAAAACCAGACUUGAAAACUUUUGUCAAUGUAUUUUAGGACUUAGAUGCAACUAGAUAAAAAUAAAUCCUGAAAGCACUUGAGCCGCACUUAAAAUAAGCAUAGAAUUCCCAAACUGGGCCCUUGAAAUUAAAAACCUAUGCAGACUUUGUCAAGUAAAGUAGCAAUGCCUCGAAAUAAACAAUCAAUAACUCGAAUUCAAAUAUUAUAUAAUAUCAAUGA
This is a messenger RNA of Stylonychia lemnae, 3810 nucleotides long. The record is from the annotation of a GenBank genome assembly. Lineage: Eukaryota; Ciliophora; Spirotrichea; Sporadotrichida; Oxytrichidae.